UCAGUGUCAUCAUUGUAAACCAGCAUGUAACCCACGCAUUGGGCUGAUAACUAUAUCCAAGACAAGGAUUCGUUCAUGAUCUCUUUCUCGGAGUAACAAGCCAAUGCGUGUAGAUGUUCAGCAGUCUUUUGUAGACAAAAACAAGUGUUCCUUCUAGUUCUUUGGGCAUCGGUGAAGGCACACAGCACUUUGACUGUGUGAGGAAUUACAUGCUGGAGCAUCUCGCAGGAUGAAAAAGAUCGAUUGCACAGCGGCAGACUCUCCAGGGACUGUGUGUGAUGGGUCCCCAGAGCACCUAGAAGCAGAGGAAGGAGCCGCUCCAGGCUUGGAGCUCUUCCAAGUGCGCAGACGUUCCAGUCGGAACCUGCAACUGCCCCCGUUGGUCUUCCGGCAAGCUGAGCAACAUGACUGGAACAGCAAAGAGACUGAGCCGAUCGCCCGUCCCACCACCCUGGCACUGCGCACGCCCCCACUCAUCGCCAUCACAUCUGCUGACGCCGGCAGCUUUGACGUGGACAAUGGCACGUCGUCAGGACGGAGUCCCCUGGAUCCCAUGACGAGUCCGGGUUCGGGCCUGAUCCUUCAGGCCAACUUUGUGCACAGCCAGCGGAGGGAAUCCUUCCUCUACCGCUCCGACAGCGACUAUGACCUGUCGCCGAAGUCGAUGUCCCGAAACUCCUCCAUCACCAGUGACAUGAAUAACCACCUGCCGAGACCGGGCCUGGUCUCUCGGAGAUCUGAGCCGGUUAUUAGUGGAAAUCAUGGAGAUGACCUCAUCGUUACACCGUUUGCACAGGUGCUGGCUAGUUUGAGGACGGUACGGAAUAACUUUGCAGCGUUAACCAACCUCCAGCAAGAUCGUGCAUCUAACAAGCGAUCCCCCAUGUAUAAUCAGCCUCCUCUCACAAAGGCCUCCUUCACAGAGGAGGCCUACCAGAAACUGGCCACCGAGACCCUGGAGGAGCUGGACUGGUGCCUGGACCAGCUGGAGACCCUGCAGACCCGACACUCCGUCAGCGAGAUGGCCUCCAACAAGUUCAAGCGGAUGUUGAACAGGGAGUUAACGCACCUGUCUGAGAUGAGCAGAUCUGGUAACCAGGUCUCCGAGUACAUCUCCAACACAUUUUUAGACAAACAGCACGAUGUGGAAAUGCCCUCCCCGCAGACGCAGAAGGAGAAGGAGAAGAAGAAAAAGCCCAUGUGUCAGAUCAGCGGGGUGAAAAAACUCAUGCACAGCACCAGCCUCACCAAUUCCAACAUCCCUCGCUUCGGGGUCAAGACGGAAACGGAAGACUCCUUAGCCAAGGAACUGGAGGACAUAAACAAAUGGGGCCUUAAUGUUUUUAAAGUCACAGAGUUUUCAGGCAACAGGCCUUUAACAGUGAUGAUGUACACUAUAUUUCAGGAAAGGGAUUUACUCAAAACAUUUAAAAUUCCCUUGGACACUUUCAUAACGUACCUGAUGACCUUAGAAGACCAUUAUCAUGCUGAUGUUGCGUAUCACAAUAACAUUCAUGCUGCUGACGUCACCCAGUCCACACACGUGCUGCUCUCCACGCCUGCUCUGGAGGCGGUUUUCACAGACCUUGAAAUUCUCUCUGCCAUUUUCGCCAGUGCUAUUCACGACGUAGACCACCCGGGUGUCUCCAACCAGUUCCUUAUUAACACCAACUCGGAGUUAGCCCUCAUGUACAAUGACUCGUCGGUGCUGGAAAACCAUCAUCUGGCAGUGGGCUUCAAACUCCUGCAGGAGGAGAACUGUGACAUCUUCCAGAACCUGACCAAAAAACAGAGACAAUCGCUGCUUGAAGCGUGUGUUGAUGUUCCUCAGGUGCUUCAGAACAUGGUUCACUGUGCAGAUCUCAGUAACCCUACCAAACCCCUGCAGCUGUACAGACAGUGGACGGACCGCAUCAUGGAGGAGUUCUUCAGUCAGGGCGACAGAGAGAGAGAGCGAGGGAUGGAGAUCAGCCCCAUGUGUGACAAACACAACGCCUCUGUAGAGAAGUCUCAGGUGGGCUUCAUUGACUACAUCGUGCACCCGCUGUGGGAGACGUGGGCCGACCUUGUACACCCGGACGCCCAGGACAUCCUGGACACGUUAGAGGACAACAGAGAGUGGUACCAGAGCACCAUCCCACAGAGCCCGUCGCCCGCUCCCGACCAGCCCGAGGAGGGCAGCCGCUCCGCCGGAGCAGACAAGUUCCAGUUUGAACUGACGCUGGAGGAGGACGGAGAAUCGGACACGGAGAAAGACAGCGGCAGCCAGGCAGAGGAGGAGGAGGAGGAGGAUGAAGAAGAGGAGGAGGACAACAGCUGUAGUGAUUCUAAAACUCUCAUCACACAGGACUCGGAAUCCACAGAGAUUCCAGAGGCGGAGGAGGGAAUUUCAGAGGAGGUUUCCACGGAACCCAGCAUGGUGGAGGAGGAGGAGGAAGAAGAGGAGGACGAUGAAGAAGACGAGGAGGAGCAGCCGGCAGACACGUAGCAGCGCGUCUGGACGGCCCAAACUCGCUGCCACGAUGGCAAAAAAUGCAAGUAUUUAAUAACAGACAAUGAAAUUGAGUUCCAAAGUGCACGUUGCACUCCGAGACCUCGGCCACUCCUCUCUCUUUCUCUUUUCCGUCUCUCUACGAGCUGCCUGGAGACGAGAGGACACUAAGACUUAGGUAGGUUGUCGUUUUAUUUGCACUCAGGAAUAAUAUUUAGUCCUCUGUUUUUUCAAUCUUGCUUUUGUUUGCCUUCGCCCUCCUCCUCCUCCUCCUCCUCUGUGAUUCUCUGUGGACGACAGUGAGGAAAUUUCCCGCACAAAGCAAUGGGAGGAAAGACGUCAGCGGGAUCGACGCAGGAACGCGUCUCCUUGGAUUUCAAAGAGACCUUAUUUUCUACGUUUUAAGUCUUCCUAAACUUUUGACUGAGAAAAAUGUCACAAAAGACAAAAAAACAAACAGCCCAGCGCUGUCAUGGCCUCUUCAAUGAUUUUGUACGGUAUACAUACAGAUUUUUACAUAGUUACUUUUUAAAUAACAAAACAGCAGCUCUUGUGUUUUUGAGGAAACUUUGCGCGAAGGGUAACUUGCAAGUACGCGACGUGGGUCGUGUGUUCGCCACCAUAUACACAUCAGAAGCUGUAUUUACGUUGUUUUUUACUUCGUCAAACACUUUACCUCUAGUGAGUCUCUUAAUACACCUACAGAUGCUUGAUGUGUGUUCAACUCAUUUCUGGGGGGGGUUCUGUCUUGUUUCGGAGCAGUUAGUUCAGCUACACUGCACU
Molecule: messenger RNA, 3274 nt
Organism: Sinocyclocheilus rhinocerous
Lineage: Eukaryota; Metazoa; Chordata; Actinopteri; Cypriniformes; Cyprinidae
Product: cAMP-specific 3',5'-cyclic phosphodiesterase 4D-like
Exons: 17
Coding region: 230-2488 (752 amino acids)
Biological process (GO): signal transduction
Molecular function (GO): 3',5'-cyclic-nucleotide phosphodiesterase activity
Source: RefSeq, a predicted model, not a curated record